AUGCCAGAUCUGGUCCAAAUCGCCCAAAUCAUGGCUUCCACUUCGCGUCUGCCGCUACUGCCUGCGGACAUGCCCACCACCUCUGUUGAGGUUGAUGGGGUCACUGUCGACGUUCCCACGCUUCUUCACGAUUGCUUCAACUACAUCUUGUCGGAAGCUUUAGUUGAAGGUGUUUUCCGUGUGAGUGGCUCUGCUCGCCGUAUGAAACUGAUUUCUGCGGACUAUUCGCUGUACAUUGACUGGCUUCAAGCUGAAAAGAAACCGAGUGCUCACGACGUUGCUGGCGUUAUUAAGAAAUUCUUGCGUGAGUACUUGGACUCCUGCGAUGGCUUGUUUUCAUCCAGCUGCCUCUCGCAGUUACACAGGUUGUACGUAUCACAUUCACGUAGUAACAGUGAUAUGAGCAUGGAUUCAUUUAAGAGUGCAAGCACCUCGCUUGGCUCGGCUGUUACUCUUCCUUCCGUAGUGGAAGAUGCUGCAGACUCUACGGACUCGACAGACUCAACUGUCACCAACCCUGAUGCCUUGUUGGAAACGGUGUCUCAUUUGAUCCUCACAAAAAACGUUGCAGCUAAAAAUAACUUCUUCAUUUACUUGCUUCUGCAACUCAAACAGCUAUCACUUCACGAAGACAAGACAAAGAUGACUGUGGCCAAUCUGUCCAUUAUCUUCCAGCCCUAUAUCUUCCACACAAAAUCCUUGUCGGAGUUGCUGCCCUUCCAGGCGUUGCUCACGUUUUUGGUGCUUAAUUACGAUAGCUUCGUACAGAAGUAUGUCUGCUACAAGAACAUUGUCGGUGGGCUUGAGGAGCUUGAUAUCGACACUGUCUCUGUCACCUCAUCUGAGUCCUUCACCACCUCCCCUAUCACGGUCUAUUCUUCUCACCAGAGUUCUCCCUCCAAGAACUCCUCGGACAGACGCAAGUCUGUCUCACAACGAUUCUCAAUCUUCUGGGACUCAUACAACCUUCCGGCCAAUCGGUCGAAGCGUUUUUCGCUAAAUUUCGGAUCCAAGAGUCCGGACAAAAUGCUAUCUAGCGAGAAUCUCACCAGAGAACGUAGACACACUGCAGUGAGUCCACACGAGAUGUUGAGAUCAAGCGAGAACUUGUGGCACGUUAAAGAACUGAGAGAGUCUACGAAUACAGAGACCGAGCGGAAGGAGUCCCAUGUGAGCACUCCAAUUUCUGACGGGACGUGUUCGCCUACAUCUCAGUCUGUCCCUACCAUUUCGAGCCCCGUGUCACAACGUCCGCCAAUGCCAAAAAGGGCCUCAAGUAAGCGCAAGAGUUUCAUCGGUUUAUUCAGAUCUUCGCUGAGUGUCAACUCGAUUCCUCCAAUGCUGCAUGAUUUGCUGAGCCCAGUUGCCGGCCAUUUGUCUCCCAAGACACCUCCAGUGGACGACUUGAAGAUCAAUACGCAGGGACUCUCAUCUGUUGAGGACUUGCUCAUAUUUGACCAGAAGUGCCCGCUGAAUUACCCUGAACAGAAAAGUUACCUUGGACAGAAAAGUCUCAUAGGCCGCAACUUUUCGAUGCGUUUGAAGAGAAAAUGA
This is a messenger RNA of Sungouiella intermedia, 1554 nucleotides long. NCBI's taxonomy places the organism in Eukaryota, Fungi, Ascomycota, Pichiomycetes, Serinales, Metschnikowiaceae. The record is from the annotation of a GenBank genome assembly.